Molecule: messenger RNA, 4428 nt
Organism: Hippocampus comes (tiger tail seahorse)
Lineage: Eukaryota; Metazoa; Chordata; Actinopteri; Syngnathiformes; Syngnathidae
Gene: znf687a
Product: zinc finger protein 687a
Exons: 12
Coding region: 514-4080 (1188 amino acids)
Source: RefSeq, a predicted model, not a curated record
AUGUAUGUCAAAAGUAACUGGGCUUGCAAUCGUAACGUGCCUACUUUGACAAAGUCAAGAGUCCACAGCUAUCUAUUUCAAACAUGGGGCGGAAAUGAAGUGUCAGAAAAUUCAAUGCAAUCCUCAAGUAAAGUUGAGAGAACUACAGUACAAUUUAUACGUAGAAUCUAAAGUACAAUAAUCAAGUAUUUGUACUUCGUUUCUUCCCACCACUGACCAAACAGUUAAGUAGGUAAACCUUGAAAAGAUAGUAACACGACUAUACUCACUUGUGUAUUUAAAUUUAAAUUUGAGCAAAACCCACAAGUACCGUAUUAGUUCGGUAAUUUUAGUCGCGCGGUGUGAUGACGUAUUAUUUGCGCGACGGAGUGGAAAGUAAGGAUUCGACUACGCUCGCUGGACCGAUGCUAGCGUGGCCAGCUAGCCGUAACGUGCUAAAGUGGAGCUCUGAGCCGAAGCUACCACUUGUUGAAUCAUCACUUGGAGCCGAACGCAUCUCUAGUUUUAAGCUGAAUGCGGGCAAUGGGGGACGUGAAGACCCCAGACUUUGAUGAUUUGCUGGCGGCGUUUGAUAUUCCCGACAUUGAUGCCAUACAGUCAAGUCCAGAAGAGGACGAUGUGUCUGCUAAUGACAGAAAAAAUUCAUCCCACCCAGGCUCCCUUGCCUCACACACUGACCCCCCUCCUGUCAGUGUUAUAGUGAUGAACACUGUGAGACCCUGUGAAGAUGAUGUUGGAAAAAAAGACAAGACUACAAGCACUCCUUUAGACUCUUGUGUUAAGAUAAAUCUCACUGCUGCCCAAACUGCCAAUAGAUUUAAUGGGUCUGCUGCUAGUGACCAGGAAGGAUCCAACGCAGGACCGUGGCAACAGCAUUCACUGCUGAAGUUGAACGAUGACAACGAAGGGAAUGCGAUGGAGGUUGAUUCGGUCAGGAACAUGAUUGAAGAUGUGACCAGUUUGAAGCCCCAGCCACAACUGGAGUCCACUCAGUUGCCUUUUCCUUCCUCUCCGCACUCCGGCUUGCCUCAGAAGGAGGAAGCACACCUCCUCCCACAUGCACCGUCAUCCCCUUUAUCUCACAAUGGGGGUGUUUGCAAAAAGAAUGCCUCUCACUUGGAUGAGGACGACUCCGAACCAGACUUGGGAAGCCCACUGGUGAUCCACGAAAGCCCAGAAUUUGUCAUGCCGUCGCCUCCGAAAUUGAAACACAGCGUCAGACAUCAACCUGAGCUGUGUGUCUCUCCUGAGGCCACCUCAUGUACCCUUGAAGCGUUGAUUAAGCAUGAGGAGAAAUCUAUUUCCCUCGCAUCGCCACAACCGUCAGCGAGCCCUCAGAACUGUCAUUUGGCACCUGUGCAAGAUGAGAAAUAUCCAGAGCAUGUGAUAGAUGAGAGGGACUCACCUGAGAGUCCACCGCCUAGUGAGACAGGGCUCCCGUUUCCCAAUAAAAGCCCUGAGUUGGAGAGCCACAAGGAGCUUAUGGACAGCGAGCCAAGCCAAGAGGACAGCCCUAAUGACAGCAGAAAGACUGCAGGAGAUGGUCAAACCGUAAAUGAGGAGUCAUCUUUUGACACCGUGUCUCCGAAAACAGAACCAUCUGAAUUGUUGCCCCUCAAAGUUAAAAUUAAAGUGCCCGCAGGGAGCUUAAUGAAGACGACGCUUAAAAGAGGUCCAAAAGCAAAUUCUAAAGGUCCGGAUUCUUCCAAAUUGUCACCAAAGGCUUAUAAUCCGAGAUCUAAGAAGGGCGGUUCCCAGCAAUCUCGUUCAGAAAUGACAGUCAAAGAAAAACGUUCAGUGACGAUCAAACCUAAAUCCUCCCCCAUAGUGGUCAGUGUCGCCAAAACGACACCUCUUCCCUCCAUGACCGACUCAACAGCUGGACCCGGUGGCAUAAACCUGCACUGCCUGGGUCAGAAGACUCUCCAGAGUUCCCCUCAGUGUAGUAGCCGACCUGCCUCCAUAGUCACCAGCGGCGGGGCCAUUGUAUCCAAAAGCCAGACCAAUCUGGUGGAAAUCUUCAACAAGAUUCUCACCAAUAAGAACCUGCUGCCCAGCUACAAACCUGACUUGAGCUCCCCGCCUCCUGCUGAGUGGGGCCUUCCUUUGCCGGCUCAGGGUUACCGCUGUUUGGAGUGCGGCGACGUCUUCGCCCUGGAGCAGAGCCUGGCCCGCCACUACGACCGGCGUUCGCUGCGCAUCGAGGUGACAUGCAACCACUGCGCCAAGCGGCUGGCCUUCUACAACAAGUGCAGCCUGCUUUUACACGCGCGGGAGCACAAAGAGCGAGGCCUGAUCAUGCAGUGCUCGCACCUUGUCAUGAAACCUGUGUCCUUGGAGCAGAUGAUAAACCAGAUUGAACUCAGUGGACAGUCCACCUUCCAUGCCAAAGGGCAGCCACAGCAAGCGUCUGUGAACAAGAAAUCUGACACUGUCCAGCACAUCGGUAAUAAAUGUCCAGAAUGUCAGACUCACUUUAGCAGCAAAAAGGAGGUGAUCCAACAUUUCCAAGAAAUCAAACAACCUGAAACCACACAAUGCACCGAAUGCUCCCCUCCGAUGCUGCUGCCCAACACCUGCAGCGCGGCAGCUCAUCAGCGCAUCCAUCAAGGCAGUCCGCCGUGCGUCUGCCCCGAGUGCGGCGGCACCUCCAAGCACCAAGUCUUUCAGUCACAUCUGGAACACACUUGUUUGCACUUUUCACGACGCAUCGGGUACAGAUGCUCCAGUUGUCUGGUGGUGUUUGGAGGGCUGAAUUCAGUGAAGACGCACAUCCAACAGGCCCACUGUGACAUUUUCCACAAGUGCCCCAGCUGUCCCAUGGCUUUCAAAUCGGCACCCAGUGUACAAAGCCACAUCACUACCCAGCAUCCUGCGUUGACCGAAGGCCAGGCCAUGUUGAUCUACAAAUGUGUGAUGUGUGAUACAGUUUUCACGCACAAGUCCUUGCUGUACGUCCACUUCGAUACACAUUUAGCCACUCAAAAAGUUAACUUGUAUAAAUGUCCGGAAUGCACCAAGAUGUUUCCUCAGAGAAGUGUACUGAUGGAACAUUUCAAGAGCCACAAGACAUCCAAGCAAGAAUUAGCCUCCACCCCAGCGGCUGGUUCUUCGUGUCCUCAGCCUGCGGUCAAGAUAGAAAGUUCAGACGGGGAAGACGGCGAGAAGGAAGUUAAUGAUGAGACUACCAUCACCACGCCAGGGUGGAAGUGCGCUCACUGCCAGGAAUGCUACACUGACUCGGAAGAGUUCAUCAGCCAUAUGGCUAAACAACAUGGCAAGAUCUUAAAGAACUUUCCCUGUAACAAAUGCGAAAGCUCCUUCUCCUCCGCAUCCAGUCUGAGACGCCAUGUCCGCGACAAACACAAGCUUGCAAGUCGCUUCCACUGCCAGUUCUGUAUGGGCAGCAAGAAAUCAUUCAGCAGCCGAGCAAUGUUGGACAAGCACAUCCACCUUCGACACCGCGCGGAAGCCAUGAACCAGGAGGGGGGCACAGAUGAGGCUGACAGCUCCUCGGAACAUGACGGCGCUUCGCUGACUCGCCGUAGACGCCGAGCGGCUGCCAAGACGGAGCACAACGAAGAGUACUCUCCCUCAAAAAAGUUAAGAUCAUCCUUCGCGCCGCCCUCCUAUUCUCCUCCCGAGUCCGGGUUCCGCUGCGCUCCCUGCGGCUUCACCACGGAAGACCAGGCCACGUUCCAGGCGCACAUUAGCCAGCAUCGAGUCGGGGUCGAGGGCGGCGGGCAGCAGUGCACUCAGUGUGGCGCCUGCUUCACUUCGAGCAAGUCGCUGGCACGCCACCUCUUUAUCACCCACAAGGUCCGAGACGCGUUCACCGAUCAACAUCAAGCCCUGAUCGUGGGCGGGGCGUUGUCUCCCGUUAACAGCAAGAAGCUUGAUGAGAAUUCUCUUGGUUGCCCCGCAUCGCCCUCCUCGCAAACUCACGGCCAGGAAGAUGACGACACGCUUAACUGUAAAGUGUGCAGCAAACACUUUGACAGGGCCACUGAUCUCAACACGCACUUCAGAACUCACGGCAUGGCUUUUAUCAAUGCAAGAAACACGGGGAAACCAACCUAGGAUGUGAGUAGACCUUCACAACGUGCCUUAUUAUUAUUAUAUUGAGGAUUUUUGGCUCAGCCCAUCCUUGGCCAAAAACAUAGCACCUCCUUUGUGAAAUCUGAUCACUGCAAAAUUUCCCCAGCGAACCUGAGCACAGGUUUUGUUUGGAUUUAGUCACAAACGAGGGCAAGAUUAUACUGCCGACACCAAAGUCAUCGGUAUGCAAUUUAACCAGAUAUGAUACAGAUACAAAUUAAUGUCACGUCAACGUAAAACAAUCAAAAACGAUUCCUUCCAUCCAUUUUCAACGCCCCUGAUCCUGGAACAGGGUCGCUGGAGCCUAUUCCACUUUACUUCGGGCGGAAG